AUGCCGCCCCGAGUAGCACGCAGCUCGAUUCAAAGCGGUGGCGCUUCAAGCAAAGGCAAUGCGAAAUCGCGAAACCCUAAGAAAGCGCAGAAGCGCGCUCUCGACGCCUUCUCCAUCGCCCAGUACGAGAAUCCCGACGAUGCGAAAGUGCGCAAGAACCGCCUAGGCGAAUUCGACCCCGCCUUCAACCGCAAGCGCGCGCGCGAUGACGACGAAGAGGAUGAUGAGGACGAGGACGAGGAAGAUGGACCCAAACGGCGCAAGAAGAAGUCUGGUGACGAGAGCUACGACGAAGGAAGCGACUCCGAGGGCAACACCUGGCAGAUGGGUCACGUUGAAGACGACGACGAUGACGAGAGCAUCGAUUCGGACGAGGCGUUCGGUGAGAGCGACGAAGAACGCUUCGAAGGCUACACGUUCAGAGGCAGUUCCAAGAACCACAAGGGAAAGGCAAAGAAGUCGAAACGAGAACAAGACAUGAUGGACGAGGAUGGCGACAUCGAUCUCGACGAGGGCGACAGUGCAGACGGAGAAGAGGAAGACGAGGACGAUCUUGGCGAAGAUGCUAUCGAUCUGGCUACCGCCUUGGAUCAAUACGAGGAGGAUGAGGCCGAGGAGCGAAGGGAAAAAGAGAAGAAGAAGAAGGCCUCCGCAUUCGACGACAGCGACUCGGAACCAAGCGAAGGCGAAGACCCCGCAGCAGAUGGCGCAUCUGACCUCUCGUCCGACGAAGAAGAUGAGGAUGACCGCCAGGCGCAAUUGCAGAACUUGAUCUCUUCGUUGGCUUCGCGGGAAGAUGACAAACCCAAGGGCAGGAGAGUGGACGUCCAUGAGUCGGCUGCACCGGACGAGUUUGGUGUUUCCCGCAAAGUCGAUCUCCUCAGCUUCAAGCCCAAGGUCGCAGACGCGGAGAAGAAGAAGGCGCUCAAGCUGCUGCAAGACGACAAAUCAUCGAAACGAAACGACAUUGCUAGGAAACUAGAUGCACCUCUACCGAAGCGACAGCAAGACAAGCUCGAUCGCGCAGCAGCCAACGCCAAAGCGAACGAGACUCUCGAGCGGUGGACCGACACUAUCAAGCAAAACCGCCGCGCCGAACAUUUGAUGUUCCCUCUCCAGAACCCUACCGGGGGUGACAUGGGAGAGAAGACACUUCUUCCAACAACGACCGCCGCACCUACGAAUGAUCUCGAAAGUACGAUUCAGUCCAUCCUCCAGCAGAGCGGGCUAUCCAACGGCAAGGAAGACGAGGAGAAGAUACAAAAGUGGGAAGAGCUCCAGACGAACAAACUACCAGUCGAGGAGGUCCUCAGGCGACGCGCUGAACUGCGAAUGCAACGAGAGCUAUUAUUCCGUGAAGAGGUUCGCGCCAAGCGCAUCAAGAAGAUCAAGAGCAAGUCUUAUCGGCGAGUGCACCGCAGGGAGCGCGAGAAGCUGCUGGAGAAGGAACGUGAGCAGCUCAAGGCCGAUGGUGUUGAUCUGUCCGAGGAAGAGCGUGAAUACAAUGAUCGCCGGAGAGCCGAGGAACGCAUGGGGGCUAAGCAUCGCGAGAGCAAGUGGGCUAAGGGCAUCAAGGCUACUGGAAGAGCGAACUGGGAUCAAGAUGCGCUCGAUGGUGUGACUGAGAUGGCCAGACGGAACGAGGAGCUUCGUCGUCGCGUUGAGGGCAAGACCGUGCGCGAUGACGAUGAAGAAGCAUCUGAUGUGCCAAGCGAGGAGGAAGAGAGCGACGAUGACGACGACCAAUCGGACAACGACGCACUACAACAAUCUCUCGGCAAGCUCAAGUCGAACCCCUUCUCGACUAAGGAGUCUAAGCUCGGUCAGAUGGCCUUUAUGCAGAAGUCCGAGGCUGCGAAACGCGCACAGAACGACGAAGCUGUUGAAGCCCUUAGACGCGAGCUUGCGGGCGAAGACAGCGACAAUGCCGAAAUCGAUGAGAAUGCUACCAAGGCAGGACGGAGAAGAUACGGUCCCAACGCGGACGUGUCAGCUCCGGCUAUACAGAUCAAUCGCAGCGAGUUCGAGGAGCACGAAGGUUCCGACGCAGAGAACGAAGCUAACCCGGACGCGGAAGGCAAAGAGUCUGUCGCGGACACAGCAUCAUCUAGGAAGCCCACCAAAAACAACGGCUUGAGCGGUCUUUCGAAUGGUGCCCGCAAAGAGCGCAGGGCUGCCGCACCUGUAGAGAAUGGCAGCGGAGAGUCCAACCCUUUCUUGACUAAGGCGAAGAAGGAGAAGAAAGCCACAACAGAGCCUGAGCUAUUCCCAGCCACAAGUAGCACGACCACCGCUACGCAAGCUAAGGCCGGCGCUUCUAAGCCUACGCCCAAAGCCAAACCUCAAAAGAAGUCGAAGCAAGCGGCCAAACCUCAAGAGACCAAGGUCGACGACUUCUUGAAGCAACGCGUCACCACGGCCGAUGACGAUGGUUGGGCGACUGUCAUUGGUGGCCAAGAAGACGAGGACAUGGACGAGCAAGGCAUCGAAGACGAAGGUAUCGAUCUUGACGUUGUCAUGCGCAACCAAGCUCUCACAGCGAAGGGCUUCGCCGGUGAUGACGUCGAAGCCGACUUCGACGCCGAAAAGAAAGCUACCAUCGCAGAUGAAGAAGCAACAGAAGAAGUUUCUAUCCUCCCUGGCUGGGGCUCCUGGACCGGCGACGGCAUGUCCAAGGCCGAGAAGAAGCGUAACCUUGGCGCCAAAACAGUCACUAAGAAGCCCGGUAUCGAUGCCGAUAGGCGGAAGGACCGGAAAAUGGACAAGGUCAUCAUCAAUGAGAAGAGACAGAAGCCUAAUGUCAAGUACAUGGCUAGCCAGCUACCGUUCCCUUUCGAGAACAGGGAACAGUAUGAGAGGAGUUUGCGCGUGCCGAAGGGCAAGGAGUGGGUCACGAAGAAGACGCAUCAAGACGCUACGAGACCGAGGGUUAUUGUUAAGCAGGGUGUUAUUGCGCCACUGCGGAAACCGCUGACCCCUAAGAUAGCGUCGAUGGGUCCAUCGCAAUCGCGCGUCGGCGACCCCCGACCGGUUUCGAAGUCUUCGAAAUCUAGCAAAAAGGAUAGUUGGUUCGGAACAUUGCGCGACACACGCAGAGGCAUCAAGACCUCACUAGGCUACAACGGCUCGACCGUUCCCGACGAGAUACCUCCCGAUAACAUCUUCACGCCUAUACAGCAAGACAGCAUUCUUCCGCAGAUACCGAUUGGCCGUCAUCACCCAGUUCCUAGAACGGGGGUGGAGGAUGACGACAAGACGACUCUGCACACGAACAAGUUCUACGCCAACGCAUUCCUAGGUCAGCAGAACCAGCCUAUUUGGACACAUCCCUACUCGAUAUGGUGGGGCAAGUCGGCAUCGGAUGUGGGAACGGUGCAAACAUGGGGCAUGUGCGUGAGCCAUAUUGAGGAGAAGGAUUUGGUCUUCGAACCGGGACACCCUGCGAAGGGUUACAUCAACCCGCUACACAAACAGCACCUUGUCCUCAGCGCCGUCGAACUCGAUGCUCGCACUACCCUUACCACAGACACUCAUCUCCCUUUCUCCGUCAACAUCAACCUCAACGCGCAUUCAACGCCUAAAGAACCUAAAAUUAUCUUCCCUGUUGUUCAAGGCAUGAGCUUCGUCACAGCUGGCUAUCGAGAUGCAACGCCUAUGAUACAGACUGGCGGUCGUGGCUUCGUAGACGUGGUGGGACCGAUCAUCAUGGGCCGCACAGUCAAGUAUCGUCUGAAAGACAAGGACGGAGCGUGUUGGGCCAUGUACAUCAACCCAGUAGCGAGCCUCGACUACGACGCCACAAAGUUCGCCAGAAUCAAUGCCAACACGCUUGUCGGUCCGCCAGCCUUCAAAGGCACGAUCCAAGUAGCAAAGAACCCACUCGGCGCAGAAGGAGAAGCCAUGUACGACAGAGCCUGCGGAGCCUUCGUAUGCGAAGCCAGACUCACCGCCGUAGUACCGGAUGGCAAAGGCAUCUACACAUUCCGCUACACAAAGAUCGGCCACUCACCCUUACUCAUGUUCGCCCUACCGCACCACAUCCAAUCCCUCGACCCCGAGAUGCGAAACCAAAUAACCAACCUACGCCUGCGCACCACCACCAAAGGCAUAGCAACAGCCAUCUGGGCCGAAAAGCUCACCUUCAUCGAACCCGCCAUCCCCCUAACCAUGCACUUCGGCCCCUGGAACCCCACCAUGAGCGCAAACGCCAAAGUGCGUUAUCCCCCCGAAGUCCUCGCCUUCAUCGCCGCCGUCGCAGAACGCGACCUCCGCCGCGCAAUGACCGACCGCAUACCACAAGACUCCAUGUAUUUUGCCGGCAAAGCGCUCUCGAAAUUCGCAACCAUCGUCUGGGUCAUCAAAGAUGUGUUGAACCACGAAGCCAUCGCCAACGCUGGCCUAGACAAGCUAAAACAAGAAUUCGCACGCUAUGUUGAAAACCAACAGCGUAAUCCGCUUUACUACGACGACAGCUGGAAAGGCGUCGUCUCCGCCGCUGGCUUCACGGACCCGAAUGCUGAUUUCGGGAAUACGUACUACAACGACCAUCAUUUCCACUACGCGUAUUUUGUCUACACAGCUGCUGUGAUUGGGUAUUUGGAUCCCGAGUGGUUGAGCCAAGGGGAUAACAGGGCGUGGACGAAUAUGCUGGUGAAGGACUAUGCGGAGAGUGAUUAUAACGGCCGGGACUACCCUUUUCAACGCGCGUUUGACUGGUGGCAUGGACAUAGUUGGGCGAAGGGGCUGUUUGAGAGUGCGGAUGGGAAGGAUAUGGAGAGUACGGGGGAAGAUGCGUUUUCUUGCUAUGCGGUUAAGAUGUGGGGGAGGGUUAGUGGGGAUGCGAAUAUGGAGAAGAGGGGAAACCUCCAACUCGCCAUCCAAGCCCGCUGCUUCAAUUCCUACAUGUACAUCCGCUCCAACAACACAAACCACCCAAACCGCUACACGCAGAACAAAGUCGCAGGCAUCCUGUUUGAGAAUAAAAUCGAUCACGCGACGUACUUCGGUCUCGAAACCUCCCUCAUCCACGGCAUCCACAUCGUCCCCAUUUCGCCGUGCACCAGUCUGAUCCGGCCCCGGGGGUUUAUACUCGUACAAGGAGACUAA
Alternaria viburni is the source of this 5106-nucleotide messenger RNA. RefSeq lists its product as uncharacterized. Gene Ontology annotation, cellular component: cell surface. Bases 1 to 5106 code for a protein of 1701 amino acids. The transcript is spliced from 5 exons. Lineage: Eukaryota; Fungi; Ascomycota; Dothideomycetes; Pleosporales; Pleosporaceae. Gene Ontology annotation, molecular function: endo-1,3(4)-beta-glucanase activity; glucan endo-1,3-beta-D-glucosidase activity. The record is from RefSeq and is a predicted model, not a curated record.